Messenger RNA from Letharia lupina, 1095 nucleotides. RefSeq lists its product as uncharacterized. The transcript has 2 exons. NCBI's taxonomy places the organism in Eukaryota, Fungi, Ascomycota, Lecanoromycetes, Lecanorales, Parmeliaceae. Bases 1 to 1095 code for a protein of 364 amino acids. The record is from RefSeq and is a predicted model, not a curated record.
AUGGCAAUGAACGAAUGGCGGUGUUCUGGAGUCACAUGCAUGCUACUCCUACCUCAACUCGUGAAGAUUUGGCUACCGGAUUAUAGUGAAACUGAUCGGAGUCCUCUGAGCGAGCAGGCUCCAAGGUUGGGAGUCCCACCAUUGAUAUCUUUCCUGGAGGGCUUGUCCGAUGUUCUCACAACCAAUGAAGUCAGGGAUCCGCGAGUCCUAGACGGCCUCCAGACGCGAUUGGAUCUGAUCCAGUGGUCUUGGAACAAAGACACCCCGACAGAGGUCGAUAUGAAUACGGUGAGCCUACUUCGAGAUAUACUAUCCAGAAUAGGACACUUGAGUCAAGAUCCAGAACCAGAGAUGGACGCCAACCUAUCGCGGAGUGAUCCGAGCGAGCCCUCGCUAACGCGAACACUCGUCCACAUGGAAUUAGAGGCCUAUGGCUUGAUGAUCCAAAAUCGGGAAAAGAGCACAGAUAUUGACUUACGGGGUAGUCAAGAUUAUUGCCGUUAUCGAGCUGCUGUAGUGCCUACGGCGGGGCACUCUCUACUCCGGUACCCUAUGUCGUCGCCAGGUCAGUCCUGUGUGUGCGUCACGCCUCACGAGUACGAACGAGAGGCCAGCAGCUGGGCUCGCACACCCGCGGAGACGGGAUCGGAUCUCAACGAGCCCAGGGACAGAAAGCUCAAGCAGCUUAAAACGGUACGCUUCGUUGCUCCAAUUGUCACCGAGGUGCAGUAUUUUGAGCCGUGGUGGUGCGACGAGUAUCGAGACAGCGGCAGGUAUUGGUCGACAGGUCCGCACAGGAAGUCGAUUGAUUAUUCCACUCCCGGCGACGAUGACUGGGAGGUUGAGAGACUGGAGCAUCCUGACGGCUUGGCGGCUCAGAUAUCAAGUGAACUGGAACACGAGGAAAGCGCCUGCGGUACGGGUGUCGACGAUGACGGGGUCCUGGACGACGGUAUCUUGGACGAGAUGGAGAGGGCAAACGAAUCAUGGGACGACGAGACCCUGGAUGGGUUGGAGAGGGCAAACGAAUCAUGGGAGGACGACACCCUGGGCGACUUGGAGAAGCUUCACGAAUCGUGGGAAGAUCGGUUCUGA